GUUUUGGUAAGAUAUAUUUUUAUGAAGAGUUGAAAUAUAUAAAAUAUAAAAAAAAUAAAAUAAAAAUUGCAAUUUGCAAGAAAGAGAGAAGAAAGACAUGAAAAAUUUGGUGGAAGUGAUGAGAUGAGAUGAGAAUGGAUGAAAGGAGGCGUGGAGUUUGGUCUUGUCGGCGCAUAGUAGCAACCAAAGGAGGAAGUUCCAACAAUGGUGACAAGACAAAAAUCAAGAUCAACAACAAGAACAUCAUCAACAAGCUUCAAAACCGCGAGCUUUUUCCUAAACCUCAUCGUUCUUUUGUUGCUGACACUUCCCCACAUAGAUUCCAGAACAUGCGUUUGAUUCAUCAAUUUGACACUCAUGACCCUAAAUGUCAAUAUUCUCCUAAACCUUUCUUGCCCUUUUUGAUGAAAAGGACUAAGGUUGUUGAGAUCGUUGCUGCUAAGAAUAUUGUCUUUGCUCUUGCUCAUUCUGGUCUCUGUGCUGCUUUUAGUAGAGAAACAAAUGAAAGGAUUUGCUUUCUGAAUGUCUGCCCUGACGAAGUCAUCCGCAGUCUCUUCUACAACAAGAACAAUGACUCACUUAUUACCGUGUCUGUUUAUGCUACUGAGAAUUUCAGUUCUUUGAAAUGCAGAUCUACAAGGAUUGAGUACAUAAGGAGGGCCAAGCCGGAUGCUGGUUUUCCUCUUUUCCAGUCCGAGUCUUUAAAAUGGCCUGGAUUUGUAGAAUUUGAUGACGUUAAUGCAAAGGUCCUAACAUACUCUGCACAAGAUAGUAUAUACAAGGUCUUUGAUCUUAAAAACUACACUUUGCUAUACUCGAUUUCAGAUAAGCACGUUCAAGAGAUCAAGAUCAGUCCUGGCAUCAUGUUAUUAAUCUUCAAUAGAGCAACUGGUCAUAUUCCACUCAAGAUUAUAUCCAUUGAGGAUGGCACAGUUCUUAAAGCAUUCAAUCAUCUUCUUCAUCGGAAUAAGAAAGUGGACUUCAUAGAGCAAUUCAAUGAAAAGCUUCUAGUCAAGCAGGAAAAUGAGAACCUUCAGAUUCUUGAUGUACGAAGUUUUGAGCUGAUGGAGGUAAGUAGAACCGAGUUCAUGACUCCAUCAGCAUUUAUCUUUCUGUACGAGAAUCAAUUAUUCCUUACUUUCAGAAACCGAACAGUAUCUGUAUGGAACUUCCGCGGGGAACUUGUUACGUCAUUCGAGGAUCACCUGUUAUGGCAUCCAGACUGUAACACAAACAACAUAUACAUAACAAGUGAUCAGGACCUGAUUAUCUCUUACUGCAAGGCUGACGCUGAAGAUCAAUGGAUGGAAGCCAAUGCCGGUUCCAUCAAUGUGAGCAACAUCUUGACGGGGAAAUGUGUGGCAAAAAUUAAUGCUGCAAAUUGCAUCGCCAAGGUGGACGAUUGCAGUAAUACUUGCAGCUGCAAAAAAAUUGAUUCGGCUCAAAUUAAGAGCUCGGUUGCAGAGGCUUUGGAGGACAUAACUGCUCUCUUUUAUGAUGAAGACCGGAACGAGAUAUAUACUGGUAAUAGACAUGGUCUUGUUCAUGUAUGGUCCAACUAAUGAAAGGAAAAAAAAAAAAAAAAGAAAGAAUGGCUUUUGUGUUUCUUGGCUUCAUGGACCAAGGAAAAGAACCCUCAUAUUUGGGUUUGUACUUUGGCUGAUGUGUAAUUUCUGCCGUGGAUCGAUGUUUCUGACUGUGUGGGAUAUGGUGACAAAAGGGCUAACAUGGUUUUAUAUCCUUCAUUUGUAUCAUUGCUAUAAUUCUCACUCUGAAUGUUAUUCAUUUUGGUUAGUUGUAGACAUGUUCUUGUGGUGUUGGCAGUAUCCAUUUUACGGGUAAUCAAAGUAUGUAGUGACUUUUUCAAUGAUUGAUAACUUUAAGAGAAUUUGGCUGAUUAUUUUUA
This is a messenger RNA of Trifolium pratense (red clover), 1906 nucleotides long. RefSeq lists its product as uncharacterized. Gene Ontology annotation, molecular function: protein binding. Lineage: Eukaryota; Viridiplantae; Streptophyta; Magnoliopsida; Fabales; Fabaceae. The transcript has 7 exons. The record is from RefSeq and is a predicted model, not a curated record. The coding region runs from base 129 to 1562 and encodes 477 amino acids.